AUGCUGGUGGCUCGACUGGUCGCACUGGCCACGAUCGCCAUCGUGGAUGGCACGCGGGUGUCCGUUCAGGGGAACCUGGCCGCGGCCAAGGAGCAGGACGCGACAAAGGAACCCCUCGCGGAGACGAGCGUGCCUACCACCACCACCAGCACGAGGGGGCAGCCUCCAGCCAUUUCUUUGGAAGACGCCAUUCUAGGCGACGUGGCGUCUCUCAAGCAGCACUUCCAGGCUGGUUCCGAUUUGAGUGCAAAAAUUGGGGGGCGCGGCUCCUACACGGGAUGGACCGCAGCGCAAAUUGCCGCGGAAUUCGGCCACGUGGCGGUGCUGAAGUUCCUCCACGAGGCCGGCGUCGACCUCAACGCCAAGACCCGUGCUGGAAUGACACCGGCCCUCAUCGCAGCCCGGAGUUGGAACAAGACAGCGACCGCAAAGGUGCUGGAAGCUCUGGCCGAGGCUGGAGCCGACCUAGAGACGCCCACCCCAGAUGGAGACACUCCGGCCCACUAUGCCGCAAGAGACGACAACGUGGCCGCGCUGCGUGUCCUCAUCCAGGCCGGUGUCGACCUCAACGCCAAGGACAAGUGGGGAGACACGCCGGCCCACAACGCUGCCGAGAGAGACCAUCCAGAGGUGCUGGAAGCUCUGGCCGAGGCUGGAGCCGACCUAGAGACGACGAACGUAGAUGGAUGGACUCCGGCCCACUAUGCCGCAAGAUACGCCGACGUGGCCUCGCUGCGUGUCCUCAUCAAGGCCGGUGUCGACCUCAACACCAAGGAAAACUUCGGAUACACGCCGGCCGACGUCGCUGCUGAGCGGAAGCAUCAAGAGGUGCUGAAGAUGAUCCUCCAGGCCGGGGGCAAACGCAAUAAGCUUUGA
Molecule: messenger RNA, 876 nt
Organism: Symbiodinium sp. CCMP2592
Lineage: Eukaryota; Dinophyceae; Suessiales; Symbiodiniaceae
Source: the annotation of a GenBank genome assembly